This is a messenger RNA of Aspergillus sclerotioniger CBS 115572, 207 nucleotides long. RefSeq lists its product as uncharacterized. The transcript has a single exon. The annotation marks the transcript as partial. Lineage: Eukaryota; Fungi; Ascomycota; Eurotiomycetes; Eurotiales; Aspergillaceae. The record is from RefSeq and is a predicted model, not a curated record.
AUAUAUAUGAAUAAUAUAGUUAUUAUAUUCUAUUUAUUAAAUAAAUAUAUUAACAAUCUUGAACAAGUCUUUAUUAAGUUAAAUAACUUAAAUAUUAAAGUUAUUUUUAAGAAAGCUUACAUUACUUUUCCUUUUAUCUAUCUGUUCAGUUCAUAUAUUAAUAAAUUAUAUUUAUAUCUAUCUGAAGACAAACUCUACACUAUAUAA